Molecule: messenger RNA, 1484 nt
Organism: Hyposmocoma kahamanoa
Lineage: Eukaryota; Metazoa; Arthropoda; Insecta; Lepidoptera; Cosmopterigidae
Product: ankyrin repeat domain-containing protein 39-like
Exons: 4
Coding region: 140-961 (273 amino acids)
Biological process (GO): negative regulation of biosynthetic process
Molecular function (GO): protein binding
Source: RefSeq, a predicted model, not a curated record
UAUCAUUGUGGAGCAAGAUAAUUUCUCAAAUUUUAAUAAGGAGGCUAUGCACUUGGGCAAUUACCAACACCCAGCCAAGGACGACGAAGUCUAAGUGUGUAAAGUAUAUCUUUAAAUUGUACAUGUUUUGUUUGUAAAAAUGAAUACUAAAGGCAGCCAAAAUUCAACCACAACGAAUCUUGCCACAAUACCAGCUGAAGACACUAUUGUCUAUAUUGCAAUCAAAGGAUCUUUACAUGCUCAAGAUUGUUCUGUGUUUGGUCUAGGAGAAGAAGAAAUAAAAGCUAUGUCCAAGAAAUAUCCUAUAUCUGGAGUGGAUGUUGUCAAUGGGGUUACCAUUAAAACUAAUGUUCUAAAUGCCAUAAACUCUUUGAGCCAGCUUGGGUAUAAGAUAACUUCAAGCACUGGUGAAACUGAGAUCACUUGGACUCUACAGCCCAUGGAUGAUAUUUGUGAUCACACUAAUUGCACUCACAGUGCAAACAAAUCUGUAUGUCAAACUUUGUCAGAGAUGGAUUGGGAGAGGGGCAUUUGGUAUGCAGCUUACAAUGGUGAUAAUCAGAAAGUUCAGUCUAUUAUAGACAAAGCAAGAAAUGCAAAGGAAGCUGUGAAUGCUCUAGAUAAUGCUGGGUACACAGCACUGCACUAUGCUGCACGCACUGGCAACACCGAUAUCUGCAAAACACUUCUUUAUAAUGGAGCAGAUAUUAAUGCAACAACUAAUGGCAAAGCUACACCUUUACAUAAAGCUGCAGCUGCAGGUAAACUGGCCACAGUGAAAUUCUUAAUUCAAACUGGUGCUUGUGUCGACGCCCAGGACGUUGACGGCCAAACAGCUCUUCACAAAGCUGUUGAAAACAAAAAUCAUGAAUUAACAGCAAUCCUACUUGAGUUAUGUCCAAAACUCGCCCAAAUCAAGGACACCAAGGGCCGCCUGCCUACAGAACUUGUAAUGCAGUAAAUGCCAUUUUAUUUAUUAGGAUUUAAUGUAUUUUUUCAGUUAUUAUUAAUUUUAAGGUAUUGUGUUUGCUGUGUACAAUUAUUAUUGAUCUCAAACACAAUGAAUUUAUGAACUCUUAUGUUACAUUUUCUUUGAUUUUAUGAAAAAGUUUAUGUUAUGUUACAAUUCCUUAUUAGUUUGUGCAUUUAGUUUGUAUAGGUAGGAAUUAAAUUGGAAAAGUGCAGAGUGCAUUGUCUAACAUGUUUAUUAAGGUAUGAAUUGAUACACAUAAUGUAUUUCACCCUGUAUUUGUAGGCAUGUGCAAUUUUUCAGUAUAAAGUAAUAAUAUCUAAGCUUCAGGAUGACUAGAUCAAAUAUUAGUUCCAUUAUGUAGUCUUGAUAUUUACAAAUAUGAUGCAAGCUACACGUGUUUCAAUUAAUUGUUUUAUUUCCUUAAAAGAUAUUAUGUUUUAGAGUACAUAACGUGUAUAUCAUCUAACACAUGUAUAACAUAAUAACAAUGUUUUUUGAAUAAUUGUGUAAA